Molecule: messenger RNA, 1419 nt
Organism: Racocetra fulgida
Lineage: Eukaryota; Fungi; Glomeromycota; Glomeromycetes; Diversisporales; Gigasporaceae
Source: the annotation of a GenBank genome assembly
AUGGAAGUCAAGCCCGAAACUGUGGAAAUUGAUGAACUAGCCAAAAAAGACCCAAUGGAAAUCUUUGAGUUUUUGGCUCCCAAGCAUUUAGAGAAGAAUCAAGGCUUUGGUAAAGUUAUAGGAAAAGAACCCAAGCAAUUCCAAACUCCUUGCUAUCUCUGUUAUCCGGAUAAUUUAGAAAGGUUCUAUUGCCGUUUAUGCCGAACUAAUUUUGUUGAUUGGUUUGAUAUCCCGGAUGACCCAAUUGAACUUCAAUUAGAAAUGAGAGGCUACUAUCUUAUUUUUGCUGGAAAAGAACUAGAAAAAGAUUUAAAAAGGCAAGAUGAAAUAGAAAAGGAGAUAGCGGAAAUGAGAAAAAGGACCAAUGAAAGACGACAAUUUAUUAUCAAAAAAAAUGAUGGCGAAAAGGUUUGGUUUUUUCUCAAUCCAAAAAAUAUACAGCGUUCUUAUUAUCAACAUGGAGAAGAAAUAGCUAAGAUUGCCGAGCAAGUAUUACAAGCAAGGCACGAGGAACUAGAAAAAAAAUACGGAUUUGAUAUUGAAAAUUGUUGUGAGAUUAGAGAAACAAUGGGAUGUUCUAAAUGUUAUAAGUUUAUUUUGCUAAUGAACCAAAAGUAUAGAGAAACAUGGGACGAAGUGGAACAAAAAUAUCAGCAAAUCAAAAGAGACGAAAAUUUUUUACAAAUCAACUAUUCUUCUUAUGGUUCUAAUUUGAAGUAUGAUGGCUUUUUUAAACCAACUGAACACAAUCUUACUCAAAAAGAUAUUUUAGAAGACCAACAAAUAUACAAAAACUCCCCCCACUUUUACCAAGAAGCCCCAUUUUUAACCAUAGCCGAGGAUUUAUUGAGACUGAUAAAAGAAGAUAAAGUAGAAAAAUUAAUCUUUUUAAGUGCUUAUGAUAAAAGAAAAUUUCCUGAUGGGGAUGAUAGAAAAUAUUCAAUAUUUUAUAGCACUUUUGAGCCUACAAAUGCUGAAAUUGAAUUAAUCCCUUUUGAAAGUGAAACCCAAGAUGAUAAUCCGAAUAUUUGUAAAGAUGUAGCAAAAGUUACAGAAGAGUUAAUGGAUCAAAUAAUUUCAGACUCUGUUUUAGCAAAUGAAAGUAAAGAUUCAAUAAUAGCAAAAUUAGAAAAACAACACUUAAAGUUAAUCACUAUUGCCCCUUACUAUCCAGCCAUAGAACAUCACCCAGAAGUAGUAUUAGUUAAAAAUGAGGUGAAAACGGACAAGAGAUAUAUUUUGUGUGUCAAAUAUAAUGGUAAGAUUUACCGGAGUGGUAGGGAAAAAGAACACGUAAAUGCUGUCAAAAGUCUCGAUAGUAAAUUGUUGAAAGAGUCAGUAGCAGCAACUCUUAUUAUGCAAAUAAGAAUACAAAUUAACGAGGAUAAGUUAGCAGAAUUAGAAAAACAAAGAUUUUAG